AUGCUUGUGCCGGUAAUGCAGCUGAACACAGCUGAGGAUUUCCAGUGGACAAAGAAUAAUCCAGGCUCCUUCUAUUAUGGCACUUUCCCAGCUGGUUUUUUAUGGGGUGUUGGAAGUUCUGCAUAUCAGACUGAAGGAGCCUGGGACAAGGAUGGGAAAGGACCAAGUAUCUGGGAUGCUUUCACUCACAAUAAAGGGAAAGUGUUUAGAAAUGAAACAGGAGAUUCAGCAUGUGAUGGCUACUACAAAGUCAAGGAUGACAUUCAGCUACUGAAGGAGCUGAAAGUUAAUCACUAUCUAUUCUCUAUCUCAUGGCCUCGGAUUAUGCCCACUGGCAUUAAAAAGCAACUGAAUGAGAAGGGAAUACAGUUCUACAAUGACACGAUCAACAGUCUUCUGGAAAACAAUAUCACCCCGAUUGUGAGCCUGUACCACUGGGAUCUGCCACAGGUUCUCCAGGAAAAGUAUGGAGGCUGGCAAAAUAUAAGCAUGAUAAAUUACUUUAAUGAUUAUGCAAAUCUGUGUUUUGAGAAGUUUGGCGAUCGUGUGAAACACUGGAUUACUUUUAGUAAUCCUUGGGCAGUUGCUGAGAUGGGUUAUGAAACAGGAGAACAUGCACCAGGACUGAAGCUCGGUGGACAUGGAGCAUACAAGGCAGCGCACCAUAUAAUUAAAACUCACGCGACGGUAUGGCACUCUUACAAUAACACAUGGCGUAGCGAGCAGCAAGGUAUGGUUGGAAUUUCCUUAACUAGUGGCUGGGGUGAACCUGUUGAUCCACAUAGCCAAACAGACAGAGAUGCUGCUGAAAGAUACAUACAGUUCCAUCUGGGAUGGUUUGCAAAUCCCAUUUACAGAGGAGACUAUCCAGAAGUUAUGAAGAAUUAUGUAGGUAGGAAGACUGCCCAGCAGGGCCUGGGGACAUCAAGAUUACCAACCUUCUCAGUGCAAGAGAAAAUGUAUAUUAAAGGCACGUCGGAUUUCCUGGGAAUAGGUCACUUUACCACUCGUUAUGUCAUACAGAAGAGCUUUCCUGUUCUACAAGUGUCCAGUUACCACACUGACCGCGAGUUGGCUGAACUGGUGGACCCUAAAUGGCCAGCUCCAGGACCUAAAUGGCUAUAUUCUGUGCCUUGGGGAUUCAGAAGAUUACUCAACUUCAUUAAGACACAGUAUGGGAACCCUAUCAUUUAUGUGACAGAGAAUGGAGUUUCUGAAAAGGUACAGUGUACUCAGCUGUGUGAUGAAGGGCGGAUAGAGUAUCUGAAAGGAUAUAUUAAUGAAAUACUGAAAGCUCUAAACGAUGGUGUUAACAUCAAAGGCUAUACUGCCUGGUCACUCCUGGAUAAAUUUGAAUGGAACAAAGGCUUCUCGGAAAGAUUUGGAUUUUAUCACAUUGAUUUUAAAAACAAGAACAAACCACGAUACCCAAAGGCAUCUGUUGACUAUUAUAAAAAGAUUAUCAGUGCGAACGGAUUCCCAAAUCCAAGAGAGGUGGCAAACUGGCAUCAGAAGGCCAUGGACAUUUGCUCUACCACACACCAACUCCUUGCUACAGAUUCCCUGAUUACUCGCAUGGAAAUGGUGACAGAGAUUAUUCUUCCUACAGCUUUCACACUCUGCAUACUCAUCAGUAUUGUCCUACUAAUAUUCUACCUUCAAAAUCAUAGAUAA
Pterocles gutturalis (yellow-throated sandgrouse) is the source of this 1674-nucleotide messenger RNA. RefSeq names its product lactase-like (gene LCTL). The coding region runs from base 1 to 1674 and encodes 557 amino acids. Gene Ontology annotation, molecular function: beta-glucosidase activity. NCBI's taxonomy places the organism in Eukaryota, Metazoa, Chordata, Aves, Pterocliformes, Pteroclidae. The record is from RefSeq and is a predicted model, not a curated record. Gene Ontology annotation, biological process: carbohydrate metabolic process. The transcript has 13 exons.